Rubroshorea leprosula is the source of this 1216-nucleotide messenger RNA. The record is from the annotation of a GenBank genome assembly. NCBI's taxonomy places the organism in Eukaryota, Viridiplantae, Streptophyta, Magnoliopsida, Malvales, Dipterocarpaceae.
AAUUUUCAUUCAUGGAAACUCGGGGUUUAUGUUGGAUGAACCUUGAGGCUUGAAACUAUAUGGGAAAGGACAUGGAGGAGCAGGGACCAAGAGAGCACCUUCAAGCAUCAUGGAUUGCUACCUCCUCCAUCUCAAACUCAACACAUCUUCUGCAACAAAUGAUCUUUAACAACAUAACUCCGAAGCUAUACACAUCUACCUUCACCGUGACAGGGGUACUCCUGAACCAUUUCGGCACCACAUACCCUUUCGUCCCCCUGAUGCCAGUCAGCGAAGUUGUUGAGACAAAUCGGCAACCAGCUCCUCUUCCUCCAAAUGCUACUCUUGCUCAAAUUAAGAGACACUUAGAGAAGGUGGCAAAGAGAUACAAAGCCUUGACCUGUCUUCACUCAGUAGUGACUAAUGAAAUGUUCAACAGAAUCAUGACCUUCAAUGCUUUGCAAGUCGUGGAGCAAAGAAAGGCUUUGAGGCUUGAAAACAAUGUUGAAGGAGCAUACUUGGCAACUGACAAAGAUAAAGCUGUAGCCAAAGAUGAUGAAAAUAAGCAGCUCGGUGAUCAAAGAAACCAAGGAAAGGAAGAAGAUGAAUCUGGUUUAAAAAUGUUCACUGUUAGAAUGAAUGAAAAGAGUUUUCCUAUUCUAUGGAUGCAAAUUGAAAUUACUCCGAAGGCUAGUGUUGUUAAUGUGAGCAAAAGUGACGAAUUUGAUGAAAGUGCAACCUGGAACUGGGAAAGUUCAAAAAUUGUUGCUGCAGAUCAGGUUCUUGUAGCAAAUGAUGAACCAAUAUUUGAUUUUGGGAACGAUGAAUUUGAGCAAGAGAAUGACAAUGAAUCUAAUGAUGUUUUUGCUAUUAAAGGGACUAGAACACAAGCUGACAUCUAUGAAAGGUUCGAGCUACUGAGAGAACAACUUGGAAUGUGCAGCCUUGAUGUCAAGGAAGACUGAUGGAAGUUACGUGAAGUAGCUUAGGUGGCAAUAGCAGUAUAUCAGUGCCACCAAGCUGCCCAAGUUCAGUUUGGUUAAACUGAAACUAGCCAAACUCUUUUGUGUCCUUUCUAGUCAUACUUUUAGUUGGAGCCAUGUGAUGAUGUGUAUUAUCUUGAUGAUACAAUAUUGUUGUAAAAGAGCUCCUUAACUUGAAUUUUUUGAAUUUCAAAAUUUAAAUUGUCUAAUGUACAAAUAAUACUGGAAAACUGAAAUGAAAAUUUGAUUUCAGC